CCACCCGAAUUGGACAGCUCCAAGUCCUCCGACCGAGGGCCCGUCGGCAUCGUCACGCUGGGGGCAGCGCAGCCGCGGCAAACGACGCUGAGCAGCACCAGCAUCCCAAGUCUGGUGGAAACCCAACGCGCGGCCAGGCUUCCGCCCGGGGUGCCAGAAGAUCCGCUGAUGAAUCGUCUGCGGUUCCACUACACGACGCAGCCAAGGGAGCAGUUGUACGCCAAGGUGCCGUUGGCCGUGACUCGCCCCACCGCAAGUGCGGGAAAGGAAUCACAGAAUGAGGUGGAGGCCUCAACGGCGGCAGUUCACCAGGAGACCGUGGGAAUGCUUUGCAGGAACCUCCCACUCAUCGCGGAACCCUCCACCCAGAUGGAGGCGGAGUUGCCCGGUCGUGCAAAGGGGAACGCGGAGAGGCCAAUAAACCUGGAUGACCGCAUUACCCCCCAAACCCUCUACACGCUCUUGCACAAAGGCCGUGCUUUGGCCUUCAAGGUGGCCGCAAGAACCCAGAGCAGGCUGAUCGAGGAAGAGAUUGAACCAUCACCCAAUGCGAAGCUGGAUGAGCUGCGCACACAGGUCACCCGUUUAGAGCCGCCCUAUGUAGAGAAAAUGUUGCAAGCAAAAGUGUUUGACGAAGCACGGAAAGAUGAGUAUCCGACGUCGCGUAAGGUACUUCCUAUUACUUCCUUGUACUCCGGAAAAAAACGACAGAAAUGGCGGUCAACGUACGAGCAUUCUUCUCCUUUUCUCACAUCACUUCCUCCACGCAGUGAGGAUAAAGUAAUACAACGAGAAUUGUCUAUUUUAUCUACUUCCCCCACCGAAGCGAAUUCCACGGAGGGCGUGGGUACCGCGUUAAGUCUGCCGUUGACACGCUCUACCAAUGUAGGUGAUGAUGCCUGUAUCAUUGAGCAAGUCGUCGCCUACGCUUCAGCAAGGCGACGACCCGUAGUGGGCUGCAAUGUCCCAUCAGAGAAAAUAGACGGCAUCCCACAUCCGCAUCCAUCCUACGCGCCCGUUUUUUCGGCACUAGAUGCCGUACUUGCAGUCAGUAAAGAAUAUGAGAAGAUGCAGCAAACAUGGCCUGGGGCCAGCACCAUGCAAAUGAGUGUCUCACGUCGGGCCAUUAUUGAGCGUCUUUCCUCGUGGGAGUCGUCGGUCAUUCCACGUUCUCUGUGGGUGAGCGUUAGUAAUCCUACCUUUCCAGGCUCUAGGCGGCACAAAAUCGAUGAGGAUGCCGUAAGUAGUUUACCCAAGAAAAGUUCGGUUGUGUUUCCAGCUGCAAAGGCUACUGGUCGUGCGCAAGUGUACCUACUCGCUGAUGCCCUGGAUCGCAUGUUUCAGGAGGUCCCAGACACCCUCGUUGUAUUGGCAAACAAGGAGAUUGCGCAGCUGCUCUUGCCAGAGGCGCCAGAAAACGAUGGACUCUCUGUAUACCGGAGUGUUUCCGAUGUCGAGCGGAUUAUUAAUUCACAGGCCAUCCAAGAAUCCGAUUCUGUCCAUCGGAUGUACGUUGAGGCCGUAGAAAAAGUCAUGAAAGUAGCAGAUAUGGGUCUAGUUGAAAUUAUACGACAGAUUGCUGGCACAUGUGUGGAGCGUGGCGCCUUAUUAGACGUCCUUCGCCUCCUUAUCAUGGAUGUCACCUCAAGUUGUCUCUGGCUGGUUGGUUAUUGCAAGGACCAGGCUCGUCGCGAGGCGAGAGCACGCCAAGAGCUGAUUGUGGCUUCUCGAAAAGAUGUGGAGGAAGUCAUCACGCUACGAGAUGAAGUGAAAAAAGGGAGGCAAGAGGAAGCGAAGCUGCGCCGUGCAAAUGGUGAGCUUGAGUACAAGGCCUCCAAGUAUGACACUCUCAUUGAACGUCUACAGUUGAAGGACAAGAAUUUCUCAAAGCACCCGGUUGAUGAGCACUUGCAUAUGCUAAUGGAAUUGGGGGAUACCUACACGCAAAUGGCAGUGAAAGGGCUGGAGGAAUUAUACGAGUCUCAGAAUGCGGGGUCCAGUGAGACAAGCAAAGUGUUUGACGCCCCCACGACCCACAUGAAUGCCGUUAAACAGGAAGAGAAACAAGUGGCACGAGAAGAGUUAUACACUGAGUCCUACCGACUGCUUGCUGCACUCUCAGAGGCAAUGCGGGUGGUGGACGACACAUGCGAGCCACUGUAUGAUCGUCUUGUAUUGCCUCCCCCUGGACCGUCGUCAAGAGCGCCAACGAAGAAGUGGGCAGAAAUUGCCCGUGCCGUAGGCGCCCACGAAAUGGAGAAGAAACACCGCCAGCGCGUCUUUGAGGUGUUUGGACGCUGGAAUGGGAUGCAAGGAAAACCUCUUGCGGCGAGCUUUGCAGCGUUGGAUGUCGAGGAUGGUGGGGAAAACGACAACAGGGAAGCUCAAGCCCCAGCGGAGCCCGUCUCACCCGUGCCAAUCUUGACCCCUGAGCCCGAAAGCACGCAGCCCAGCAAAGGAACAAGCGACGAUGGCGGGAAACGUCUCCAGUUCAUUACCAGGAAAGAUCUUACGGCUAUGGGUGUCACCGACUGUACGCCAGAAGAGAUCAAUGCGUUGUACAGCCGCGAGUUUGACAUUGCGGCGUUUCUACGACUGGAGUAUACUGCACCCGGUGAGUAUGAGAUGACGCCGAGGGUCGUUUGUGACAUGGUGCACGAUGUCACCGAGGCUUUGCGGCAUAUCAAACUCCGUGUGAAUGCCCUUGCAAAUAGUGGUUUAGUGAAGGAAAGCAUAAAGCCACCUCUGCAGCCGCCCGCAUGCCCAGAAGACGCAUGUGUGCUCUGUGGUCGACGUGAUCGCGUGGCGAUGGAAAAGAAGAACAAGACGGAUGUCAUGCAACGGGUGGCAAACGAGAUUCAGCGACGCUACGAUGAGGUGGUAAAGAAGUGUCAAAAGACGGAGUCUGAGCGGGAGAAUUACCGGAGGGAAAUCCAACGCUAUCAAAUGCGGGAGAAGAAGCAACAGGAGGAGUGGCAAAUACGAGAAAAUGAGUUGAAGCAGGCAAAUGCCGCGCUCGCGGAGGAAAAUCGGCGGCUGGCAGAGCAGGCAUAUUCUGCAGGAAGCUCCACUGUGGAGAGUGAAGAAAAGGACAGCAACUCCAGACUCGUGCCUACCCUAACCGUGUCAUCGGAUAUGAGCAUGGCCUCAGAGGAUGUCACGAGUGAAGCUUCGCCCUGGGAGAAGGAUAAGAGUGACGAAUAA
Trypanosoma conorhini is the source of this 3204-nucleotide messenger RNA. RefSeq lists its product as uncharacterized. The annotation marks the transcript as partial. The record is from RefSeq and is a predicted model, not a curated record. The transcript has a single exon. NCBI's taxonomy places the organism in Eukaryota, Euglenozoa, Kinetoplastea, Trypanosomatida, Trypanosomatidae.